UCCCACCGUACACCCAUGGGUGUUCGAUAAAAUGCUUCGUUAUUUAUUUAUCAAUCUCUGAUAUAAAUGCCAGUUUUGUAGAUAAUAUUCCUAAUGAUUCGAUCCAAGUUUUGCCUAUUCAACAGUCAGUGUCGAACUUUUGGUGGAAAAGCAGCAGCAACAAUCGGCUUCGGUUCAAAAAUCCCGGAAACUUUCGUUGAACUUCAACUUGAACUUUGCUGAGUGUGGCGCUAACAGUAACCGUUGUUCGGUGAAAAACGUGUGUAUAAUAUCUGGAUCGAUAGGAGGAGGGUUGACCGUGAAUUCACCCCAUAAAAUAGCCCUGCCCUUGUGAAGCAUGUGCUUGAACUAUUAAAUUAGUAGAAACUUCCGAUUACAACGCAUAAAAAACGUGAAUCUGUUUCAGUAAUCACCUGUACACUGAUUGGAAAAUGGCAACAUCUGCGUGGGACAAAUUUUUACUGCUGCUGUGGAAAAAUUGGAUCAUCUCAAAACGGCACUAUUUUCAAACGUUUUUUGAAGUUUUGAUUCCGGUUGUCGCUGCCACUUUGUUGAUUCUAGUUCGUGGUCUAGUGGAUGCGGAACAGUUUAAGGAAAAUUUUAUUUUUCGCCCGCUUGAUUUAAGUAGUGCUGCAUUUGUAAGAUUGUAUGCGUUCCCUAACGUCAAUCCAACGGUUGCAAUAUUUCCACAGUCAAAGGUUUUGGAGAGGGUUGUCGAAAAUGCUAUCAAUCUUUUGGACUUUCCGAAUAUGCUGUACAUGUCCUUUGACAAUGCAACCACGAUGGAAGUGGAACUUCAGAGGAAUAACUACAUAGUUGGGGUGCAGUUUCCCGAAAGUUAUCGGAGCGCUGGUCAAAUUCCGCACUCUGCAGAAUUUGCCCUGCGCUAUCCGGCGGAAAUGCGAACCUUUAGAUCGGUGGACAGUGCCUUCUGGAACCAUUGGCAAACCAACCGAUUCUUCCCACCGUUUGACACACCGGGACCGAGAAAUCCCUUUCGAGAUGAUGCCGGCUAUCCGGCCAACUACUACAACGAAACGUUUGCCCAGUUUCAGAGUGCCAUAUCGCAAGCCAUCAUCAUGGAGCACGCGUCUGACUUCGAACCGUUGCCGACUUAUUUGAGGCGCUAUCCAUAUCCCCCAUUCUACAGCGAUCCACUGUUGUUGGGCUUGGAAAAUCUGCUACCGCUUAUCAUCAUAGUAGCGUUUUUCUAUUCUUGUAUCAACACCGUGAAAUACAUUGCCGUCGAAAAAGAACGUCAACUGAAGGAAGCUAUGAAGAUCAUGGGUUUAUCCACGUGGCUGCACUGGACCGCUUGGUUUGUUAAAUCACUCAUUCUGCUGUUGGUUUCAAUUUCGCUCAUAACUGUGUUAUUGUGUGUCAGCAUCACAAGCAACACAGAACUGGCGGUGUUCACCUACGCAAGCUGGACGGUCGUUUGGGUGUACCUUCUGGUAUACAUGAUUGCAACAAUCACUUUCUGUUUCAUGAUGAGCACGUUUUUCUCCAAAGCUAACACGGCCUCCGGGAUAGCGGGUUUGAUGUGGUUUGUUUUCGUUAUGCCGUACAACAUAGCUUUUUCGAACUACGAUACGCUUUCGCUGGGAGCCAAGCUGGCCCUAUGUCUUUUCCACAAUUCAGGAAUGUCCUUCGGGUUUAUGUUGAUGAUGCGGCAUGAGGGCACCACUGCCGGAGUUCAGUGGUCCAACCUCUUCAGUCCGGUCACCGUGGACGAUGAUCUGAGUGUAGGGGCAACGAUGAUGAUGUUGCUAGCAGACUCUGUGAUUUAUCUACUGAUUGCUCUCUACGUCGAAAAAGUCUUACCUGGUGAGUUUGGUGUUGCACAGCCAUGGUAUUUUCCUUUCACCGUUAGGUAUUGGACGAAUAGAGUGGAUGUUAUUUCCGACGGGUUUGAUGGGGUUAUGGAGAAUCCUGAUAGUCGAGAACCUGAUCCGCUCGGUAAGCAUGCAGGCGUUAGAAUUGUAGGUUUGAGAAAAGAAUUCGGUAAAAAUAAGGUAGCUGUGAAGCGUUUGCAUCUGAACAUGUUCGAUGAUCAAAUAACGGUUCUUUUGGGACAUAACGGCGCUGGAAAAACUACAACCAUGUCGAUGUUAACUGGUGUUCUUACGCCAAGCUCUGGGGCAGCGUACAUAAACGAUUUUGAUAUAAGAACAAACAUCGACAGCGCUCGACAAUCCUUGGGAUUGUGCCCUCAACAUAAUGUUCUAUUCGAUGAAAUGACGGUCGCCGAACAUAUAAAAUUCUUUGCGCGCUUGAAAGGAAUCAGUAGUAAAGAUGUUGACGAUGAAAUUGAACAUUAUGUAAAAGUGUUGCAAUUGGAAGAUAAAAUCAAUUCUCAGUCACAUACACUGUCGGGAGGAAUGAAACGAAAGCUAGCCGUCGGAGUUGCCUUGUGUGGAGGAUCCAAGGUAGUACUGUGUGACGAACCUACUUCCGGGAUGGAUCCUGCAGCAAGACGGGCUUUGUGGGAUCUACUUAUACAAGAAAAGAAGGGACGAACGAUUUUGCUGUCGACACAUUUUAUGGACGAGGCAGAUAUACUUGGCGAUAGGAUUGCCAUUAUGGCUGACGGGGAAUUGAAAGCAGUUGGUUCUUCGUUCUUCCUGAAAAAAAGAUUCGGUGUUGGUUAUCGAUUGAUCUGCGUGAAAAGAGACGACUGUAACUCGAAUAAUGUAACACAGUUGCUGAAUCAAUAUAUCCCGAAUAUAACGGUAGAUACUGAGGUCGGUUCUGAGCUUUCCUAUGUACUGGAUGAUAAUUUUAUCAAUAUUUUUCCUACGUUAUUACAAGAUUUGGAAAAUAAUUCCGAACCAUUGAAAAUAGAUAGUUACGGUAUAUCGUUGACAACAUUGGAAGAAGUUUUUCUGAAAGUUGGAAGCGAUUCGAAUUCAUCAGAACCGAUCAAUCUGGAAGAUGAUAACUUACAACAAUAUCAUGAAAGCAACGGUUCAAAAGUUGCAAUAAAUAUGGCAGAACAUGACAAAUUGCUUUCGGGAUACAACCUGAAGCUGAAUCAAAUUCACGCAAUGUUUCUUAAAAAGGUAAUUGUGACCUACAGGAGUUGGAUAUCGAUGCUGGUACAGAUAUUUAUUCCAAUCUUCUUCGUGGUGAUGACUAUUGUUAUAGUACGCUCAUUUCCGGAUAACGUCAGGCUGCCAAGUUUGCUGAUUUCCUUCGACGAUUACGUUCGCACAACGACUGUUCUAGAGAAUGAUUCGAUUGAUGCCGCUCUUAUCAAUGCGUACCAGAAACUUUUUAUCGGAAAUCACAGAACCGAACGGAGGCUGCUCACAAUAACAGAAGACAUGAACAGCUUCAUUUUGAGACAGACACUUGCAAACUCACCCCUGGUGAACAGCGAAUUUCUUGCUGGGGCCACCAUUGCCAAUGAUAACAUAACAAUUUGGUUCAAUGCCCAGGGGUUCCAUACGGCGCCGCUCGCUAUCAGCACCUUCUACAAUGCGCUCAUUCGUACCGUGUGCGAUGACUGUUCUAUCAGGGUGACCAACAAACCACUUCCGUUCCGCCCGGAAACAAGGUUCACGCAACUUCAAGCUGGAAACAAUAUGGGAUUCCAGUUGGCUUUCAAUACCGGAUUUGCAAUGGCGUUUGUGGCCGCUUUGUAUGUGAUGUUUUACAUCAAGGAACGGGUAACGCGGGCCAAGUUGCUCCAGUUCGUCAGUGGCGUCAAUGUGUUUUUCUUCUGGUUGGUAUCGUUCCUGUGGGACUACAUGACAUACAUCAUCACGGUUUUGUUCUAUAUCGCGACGUUGGCUGCUUUCCAGGAGGAUGGGUGGUCCACUUUUGAGCAAUUGGGUCGCGUAUUUCUGGUGUUGAUGGUCUUCGGGUUUGCUUUCCUGCCUCUAACGUAUCUGUUAUCGUUCCGAUUCGAUGUUCCGGCCAGCGGUUUCGUGAAACUUAUGCUGUUGAACAUAUUUACCGGAAUCAUAUUCUUUAUGGCAGUUUUUCUGCUGCUAUUUGAUGGGUUUGAUCUGGUAGACGUGGCACGUGGCCUGGAGUGGGGUUUUAUGAUAUUCCCGCUGUUCGCGCUCAGUCAUGCCCUAAGCAGCAUCAACAUAGCUUCGACAACGCUGCAAAUAUGUGACUCCCAAUGCCAAUUAAUUCCGCAAUGUACAGAAGAACUCCUCUGCAAAUUGUUUCCCAAUUGUUGCGAUGUUCAAAUAUUUUCGUUCGAACCAACCGGAAUCAAUCGUAAUUUGCUAUUCAUGACUGCACUUGGCGUGGGAUGCUUCAUACUGCUAAUGGUGAUUGAAUAUCGACUGUUUGGAUCAAUCAAUAUGCGGAAAAACGAAGCCCCUCAACUUUCGCUCAAUAUCGAUUCCGAUGUGCUAGCUGAAAAAGAACGAGUCAGCCGAAUGACUGAAGCUGAGAUAGGUGCAACCAAUCUGGUACUUCGAGAUUUGACGAAGUUUUACAAAUCUUUCCUGGCUGUAAAUCAGCUUUCGGUUUCUGUUGAACACUCGCAAUGUUUCGGCUUGUUGGGAGUUAAUGGAGCUGGAAAAACCUCUACUUUCAAAAUGAUGACUGGGGACGAGAAUAUUUCUGGUGGAGACGCCUGGGUUAACGGUUACAAUUUGAAAACUGACAUGACAACUGUUCACCGACAGAUAGGAUAUUGCCCACAGUUCGAUGCUCUUCUUGACGAUAUCACCGGGAGGGAGACGUUGAAAAUAUUUGCGCUUCUUCGAGGAGUACCACGAAGCGAAAUAGCUUCGGUCAGCUUGAAGUUGGCAGAGAGUUUGAACUUUUUGAAGCACAUUGACAAACGUACUAAGCAGUACAGUGGAGGUAACAAACGAAAACUGAGCACGGCGCUUGCACUAAUGGGAAAUCCUUCGGUAGUAUAUCUGGAUGAACCCACCACGGGAAUGGACCCGGGAGCAAAGCGACAACUGUGGGAUGUUAUUUGCAAAGAGCGUGGCGCCGGAAAAUCUAUCAUUCUAACAUCCCACAGUAUGGAAGAAUGUGAAGCACUAUGCACUCGGCUAGCCAUAAUGGUUAAUGGAGAAUUCAAAUGUCUCGGCUCCACACAACAUUUGAAAAAUAAAUUUUCGAACGGUUUCCAUCUCACGAUCAAACUGAAAAGAAAACUUUUCGAAACCGAUGCUGUAAAGGUGGAUCAAAUUAAGGCAUUCAUCGAGGAAAGAUUCCCAAAUUCUGAGCUCAAGGAGGAAUACUUGGAAUCCCUAACGUACCAAAUCCCAUCACAUGGUAUACGAUGGUCGGCUAUGUUUGGAAUAAUGGAACAAGCGAAACGAACCUUAGAAAUCGAAGACUAUGUGCUCGGGCAAACGACUCUGGAGCAGGUGUUCCUGGGAUUCACCAAAUAUCAGCGACUGAACGAGAAAGAAUAA
Uranotaenia lowii is the source of this 5396-nucleotide messenger RNA. Its product is annotated as phospholipid-transporting ATPase ABCA3-like. The transcript has 12 exons. Gene Ontology annotation, cellular component: intracellular membrane-bounded organelle; membrane. Bases 432 to 5396 code for a protein of 1654 amino acids. Lineage: Eukaryota; Metazoa; Arthropoda; Insecta; Diptera; Culicidae. Gene Ontology annotation, molecular function: ABC-type transporter activity; ATP hydrolysis activity; lipid carrier activity. Gene Ontology annotation, biological process: transmembrane transport; lipid transport. The record is from RefSeq and is a predicted model, not a curated record.